GGAAUCCCAUUUUCACACUCAAAUUUUAUCCCAUUCAAAAGCCCAAUGUAUUAAACUUAACAAUCAAAAGCCCAAUGUCCCUUCUAAAAAUUACCCAAUUGGAGUCUCCUAAAAAAAAAGCAUUUAUACGACAUCAGUAGUUUAAUUUUAGGGCUAGGGUUUUGCCUUUCUCUUGAAUCGGAGCCGCAGACUCAUCGCCAUGGGGAGAAGACCUGCAAGAUGCUAUCGUCAAAUCAAGAAUAAACCCUACCCGAAGUCACGAUUCUGUCGUGGUGUGCCUGAUCCCAAGAUCAGGAUUUAUGAUGUGGGAAUGAAAAGAAAGGGUGUCGAUGAAUUUCCUUUCUGUGUGCAUUUGGUCAGUUGGGAGAAGGAAAAUGUUUCAAGUGAGGCGCUUGAAGCAGCGCGUAUUGCAUGCAACAAGUACAUGACAAAGUUUGCUGGAAAGGAUGCUUUCCAUUUGAGAGUGAGGGUUCACCCAUUCCAUGUUCUUCGUAUCAACAAAAUGUUGUCAUGUGCCGGGGCUGAUAGGCUCCAGACUGGAAUGAGGGGUGCUUUUGGCAAGCCCCAGGGUGUCUGUGCUCGUGUAGCCAUUGGUCAGGUCCUUCUGUCUGUUCGCUGCAAGGAUAGCAACAGCCCUCAUGCUCAGGAGGCUCUACGCCGUGCAAAAUUCAAGUUUCCUGGUCGUCAAAAGAUUAUCGUCAGCAGGAAAUGGGGAUUUACCAAGUACAAUCGAACUGACUAUCUGCGAUGGAAGUCUGAGAACAGGAUUAUGCCUGAUGGUGUGAAUGCCAAGCUUCUUGGAUGUCACGGACCUUUGGCGCUAAGGCAACCUGGAAGAGCAUUUGUGGAUGCAGCUACUCUGUGAUGAGUUUGAUGGAAUUUGAAUGUUGUUGCUUUCUGAGUAGUCAGAGAUUGUUUUUGUUUAUCUGGAUCAACUUCUUUGUUUCAGACUUGUUAGUUAACUUGUUGAAUUGUUUUUGUGAUAUUUUGGUUUUACUUAUUAAUUUUAAUGGCCGUCGCUGCCCUUAUACAA
Messenger RNA from Salvia miltiorrhiza (redroot sage), 1033 nucleotides. RefSeq names its product 60S ribosomal protein L10. Gene Ontology annotation, biological process: ribosomal large subunit assembly; translation. Bases 200 to 865 code for a protein of 221 amino acids. NCBI's taxonomy places the organism in Eukaryota, Viridiplantae, Streptophyta, Magnoliopsida, Lamiales, Lamiaceae. Gene Ontology annotation, molecular function: structural constituent of ribosome. The record is from RefSeq and is a predicted model, not a curated record. The transcript has 4 exons. Gene Ontology annotation, cellular component: cytosolic large ribosomal subunit; ribosome.